GAACCGAUCCCGUCUUCCAGUACCAAUUGUGUCGUGAAACGCCACAUAACAAUGUAGUCUUUAAGUCCGCGUUAAUGCCUUCGUUGUUAUGUUCGAUACUUAUUUGGCCAUUGUAUAUAAAACUGCACUUUAUUAAUGAUUCGUGUCAGGCUACAUUCGACUCGCCACACAAUGAGCUUCUCAGGCUAGCUUAGCUUGCUAGUUAGCUUAGCUUGUUAGCUGCUAACAAAGAGACGUGGAUUAUAUUAACACGUCGCUAAGCAGAGAUCAGAUAGGAGAACGAGUGACAACAUCAACUACUGGACGCUGUUUUCAAGAAACCUCGAGUUGUGUUUACGCAGGACAGACGUCUCCCUUAACGUCAGGAGUGGACCUCCGGGAUGGAGCAGGAAAAGCCACGGCCCCCAUACGUGAAGAAGGAAGAGGAGGAGCACACCCAUAUUAAGGAGGAAAAACAAGAGCCACAGCAUCCCUACAUUAAAGAGGAGGAAGAGGAUCACAGCAUCAGUCAGGGUGAGCUUGAAGAACUGGAGGACGACCAAGUCAUCCGUGUCAUUGUGAAGAGUGAAGAUGACGAGGUCAAAUGUGAAAGUGAGGAGGAGAGAGAGGCGGAGCCUCCAAGCAGCAGCUCAACUCAGCACAUGACAACAGAAGACCACUCUGGAGGAUCACAAGCAGACGAGCUCUUAGCUCCACUGUCAGAUAUUGACGACACAACGUCACACUCUCCUGACACUGAAGAUGAAGACUCUGAAGUUGACACGUGUCACACUGACAACACACACUUUAAAUGUUGUCACUGUGACAAAACUUUUAAUCACCAUUGUCGUCUGAAAACACACAUGAGGAUACACACCGGAGAGAAACCGUUCACGUGUUCAGUUUGUAGUAAAACAUUCUCUCAGAAGCAGCAUUUAAAAAGGCACACAAGAAUACACACCGGUGAAAAACCUUUUAUCUGUUCAGUCUGCAAUAAUGGUUUUACGCAGAGGCAGCAUCUGAAAAUACACAUGAGAAUACACACCGGUGAAAAGCCUUAUUCUUGUUCAAUCUGCGGUAAAGGUUUUGUACAAAGUAAAUAUUUGAAAAUACACAUGAGAAUACACACCGGUGAAAAACCCUUUUCCUGUUCAAUCUGCGGCAAAAGUUUUAUACAAAACAAAUAUUUGACAGUGCACAUGAGAACGCACACCGGCGAAAAACCAUAUUCCUGUUCGAGCUGUAACAAAAGCUUUUGUGACCCGUCAGCACUUGUAGCACACGUGAAAACACACGCUGGUAAGAAAGUGCUGAGUUGCAGUGUGUGUGGAGAAAGAUUCUCUUUUAAGUACCAGUGUAAGAAACACAAGUGUGCUGGUGAGAACAGCAGCAGCAAAUGAAGCUGCAGGAUUUUAAAUAAACUGUCAAGGCUUU
Messenger RNA from Entelurus aequoreus (snake pipefish), 1413 nucleotides. Its product is annotated as gastrula zinc finger protein XlCGF8.2DB-like. Lineage: Eukaryota; Metazoa; Chordata; Actinopteri; Syngnathiformes; Syngnathidae. Gene Ontology annotation, biological process: regulation of transcription by RNA polymerase II. The record is from RefSeq and is a predicted model, not a curated record. The transcript has 3 exons. Gene Ontology annotation, molecular function: DNA-binding transcription factor activity; RNA polymerase II cis-regulatory region sequence-specific DNA binding. The coding region runs from base 381 to 1379 and encodes 332 amino acids.